Molecule: messenger RNA, 1380 nt
Organism: Caenorhabditis briggsae
Lineage: Eukaryota; Metazoa; Nematoda; Chromadorea; Rhabditida; Rhabditidae
Exons: 8
Coding region: 1-1380 (459 amino acids)
Biological process (GO): positive regulation of translation; regulation of formation of translation initiation ternary complex
Cellular component (GO): cytoplasm; RNA cap binding complex
Molecular function (GO): eukaryotic initiation factor 4E binding; translation initiation factor activity; RNA binding
Source: RefSeq, a predicted model, not a curated record
AUGAACACAAUCAACAAUAUGGUCCGUGCCAGUCAGUUCACCUCUCAACUCGCCAACACUAUUUUCACACUCUGUGCUCAAUUAAAAACUUCGGGUUCAUUGCUAGAACAAUCGCAUAAAAAUGAAUUAAACAAAGUGUUCACCUCUCUCCGUCAAGCAUGCUGCCGUGAUACGGACAACUCGCUGAGAGCCAUGAACUGGAGAACAAAUUUGGCACACAGCCAAUAUUAUGUGAAUAGGCCAGAAGGGCAACACGAUCCAGCGCCAACCGUAGGAAUCCCACCGUCGUCUGCCACGUCACAAUCUGCUCAGAUGACGUCAUCUGUGACGUCACCAGUCCCUCAAUCGCCACAGCCACCAAUGCAGUUCGUUCCACCCAAUCCAAUGAUGUUCCAGGAUCCGAUGGGGGGAGGACCAAACCCCGGUGGAAUAUUCUUUAUCCCGGCCGCCUCAACAUGGAUGAAUCCAUUAAUGCCAAUGCCCCCGAACCCAUUUCUACCACAUUCAAUGCUUCCACCAGAUCAUCAAAUGUUCCUUCGACAACGAAGUUUGAACAAUAAAAAGCCGAAUUUAAUGAAUAAAACCCUCCAAUUACGUCAUGAGAUGAUCAUUCGAAACUCGGAUUCCGGAAAAAUUAUGGGUGUCAAGGGACGGAGAGUUGCCGCGGUGGAGCAGUUGACAAAUACUGUCAUUUCGUUUCAAAAGGUUGACGCUAAAUCCAAGGAGAGAACACUUACAAUCACGGCAUCGACAAUGGAGGAUAUCGAGAGGGCAAAAGAUAUGAUAAUUGACACGAUUCGCAGAAAUAUGAGUCCGAUUAGGAAUGACAUGUCAAUGCCACCACCAAUGCCAAUCGCUGACCUCCACCAACCAUCGAAUCCCCAAGGAAAAUCUCCAGAAGACGAUGAAGAUGAAGACGAUGAGGAUAUUAAACUCGAGCAGACUUCAGAUGGCAAGCUUACCUUCCAUUGUGACGAUCCAGAGUUAUUGGCGGCGGCCCAGGAAGCCCUAUCGGCCUAUUUGCGAGUCCGAGCCCGUCCAUCAGCCGAGGAGCGAGAGAAAAAGAAGGAACGGAGAAAAUCAAUGCCCCUCCAACAGACCGCCCAUCAUCAGCAGGAGCCGGUGAUGUUGAAACCGUCGAAAACGUUCCAUGGAUCCACACCAAACUUGGCUGAUGGCCUGGCAGCAACUACUACAGUAGUUAUGGCAACUGCAGUACCCGCUUCUCAUGUGCAACAGCAGCAGCCGCAACAAGUACAAGCGCCUAUCCGCUACAAUCGUGACUCCCUGAUGACGGCUCGCGAGACGAUGCGUGCUCCAAUGGCUCCAGAAAUGCUCAAGGAGAUCACUCGCGUUGCUCCGGACAUUUUGAUUGCUUGA